AUGAAAGAAGGGAACCCAAGGAAAAAUCUAAAGGAUCAAAAGGUGAUGGAUGAACUAAACCAAUGGAACUCAGAGUCAUCGCAUCCGGAACCUGAUGAUCAGGACGAGCUAGCAUACAUGUACCAGCAGCAAGAAGGGCAUGCCGGGAUGCAGCAGCUGUUCCAAGACCCACACCCGCGGCACCACACGCUGGCCAUGUCCGGUUUCCAGAGGUUUGGGAGUGCCUCGGCACUGCCUAACCUGUCGUUCAGAGGAGCGGUGGCGGCGGUCAAGAACGAGCAAGGGCAGCCAUCGUCGUCGAGCAUCCUCUCGUUCGGCGGGCUGCCGCCGGUGGCUAGAACGCUCACCUUCUCGGGAGGAGAAGACUGGCCCAACGUCGCCGUCGAAGGGGUGCCGCCGGAGAGGCGGAGCCGGUCGCACUUGAGCACGCAGGAGCACGUCGCCGCCGAGCGCAAGCGGCGUGAGAAGAUGCAGCGGCAGUUCGUGGCGUUGGCCACCAUGGUCCCCGACCUCACCAAGACAGACAAGAUCUCUAUCCUUGGGAGCACCAUCCAGUACGUGAAGCAGCUUGAGGAGAAGGUGAAGACACUAGAGAAGCAAAGCGCAAGGAGAACAGCAGCCUCUGAAUACACGGGGUCUGAGGACAAGGGUCACGUAUCCUCAGCCGACACCCAGCAGGCAUCAGGUCCCAGCGGGAGCACCACCCGUGGUGUCGGCAGCUCCAUCCCGACCGUCGAGGCGAGCAUCCAUGACGACACCGUCCUGCUGAAAAUCUGUUGCCAGAGGAGGAGCGGAGUGCUGGUGAUGAUCAUCUCCGAGCUCGAGAGCCUGGGCCUCUCCAUCAUAAACACCAGUGUCUUCCCAUUCAGUAACCCGUAUUUCAGCAUCAACAUCACUGCCAAGAUUGGAGAAGGCUUUUCCACGACAGUUGAGCUCGUGAAGAAUCUCACCACGGCUCUCAGAGGUUUCUCUUGAUUGAAAAAAAAAGAGACGGAAUAGGAAGAGUAUUAAGUGAAUGCGAAUGGAGCUAAUUUCUUCUAUCUUUAAUGAUAUAAUUUUCACUGUCUGUUUUCCUUUCAAAGAUUAUUAAAGUAUCCCCCUUAUUACUUAUUUUAUGUCUAAUGAAAUUUCUUGUAAGUGUACCAAUGCUCCAAAAAAUGACGGGGCCUUUAUCCACCUAAAAAUAAUACCUUUUCGAUAGGAUCUCGGAAAAAAUAAGUAAUCAUUAGCACUAGUACGAUUCAUGAAU
This is a messenger RNA of Panicum hallii, 1249 nucleotides long. RefSeq names its product transcription factor bHLH18-like. The coding region runs from base 1 to 975 and encodes 324 amino acids. Lineage: Eukaryota; Viridiplantae; Streptophyta; Magnoliopsida; Poales; Poaceae. Gene Ontology annotation, molecular function: protein dimerization activity. The transcript is spliced from 5 exons. The record is from RefSeq and is a predicted model, not a curated record.